Drosophila suzukii is the source of this 4158-nucleotide messenger RNA. Lineage: Eukaryota; Metazoa; Arthropoda; Insecta; Diptera; Drosophilidae. The record is from RefSeq and is a predicted model, not a curated record.
GUUGUUUGAUUUGCCGCAUCACAGCCGCUGGAACACGAGGCCGAAUCCAAUCCUGAUCCCUGACCAAUGUCCGAUGCGGCGGGAAUGGCCAGUAGCGAUGAGGAGGGUCUGCCCACCAGCGGGAGCAGCGGUCGCCAGCGAGUCCAGCGGGACUUCAGUGAUUCCAGGCUGGAGCGGGUGGCCUCCUACACAACGACCACAAUGCGUCUGAAACCAGAUAAAUGGACCAAAAUGAUGGCCAGCGAUGAGCUGCGGCGCAUUGUUUUGGACUGGCAGCAUGGUCACAGUCGCGUCCUGGUGAUGACUCUCAGUCCUGGUGGAGAUCUGGUGCCCCGGAGUUGCCUCAGUGACUUGUAUCUGCCGUAUUCGGUGCAGAGCACUCGUGGAUCUGUCCCAUCCGCCGCCAUGCUGCCCCUGGAAGAUGAAGCCAUGGCCACAGUGACUGCCGCCGUAUCCGCCGUGGUAUCUGCCACGCCCGGCGUCCUGCUCAUCCCCCUGCCGCCCGCGUCCUCCAGCUUUACGACUUUAGAUGGUGUGCCGCGCGGCAAGUGCGCCUACUUUGUCCGACGUAAUACUUCCGACGGACCGCUGACGGCAUCCAAUUUUGCGGAGAGCAUUCUGUACGGCGACUUCCCGGUGCACAGCAAAAUCGAGACCAUGUCGCUGCUGUUCGACGAAGUAUUGCAACCGCUCCUGGAACAGGCACAAAGUCAGUGGCCCGCCAUUGUUCGCAAGGAUCUGCAGGCGCGAAUCAAGGAAGUGAGGAACACGCUGACCGAGAUUAAGGGCAAAACCAACAAUCGCACAAUUUUAUCGUUAUUAGUUUCGCCAACAAUCGUCGAGGAAGUGUUUGCCCACGUGAGCCAAGGCCAUUUAAGGCCUGCCUUGGAUCCGAAAUUCCGAAAUCUGAUGGAGGAAAUGUUUAUUAACUGGACUACCCAGAUGCAUGACAUUGUUUUGGAGCGUUCCGAGUGUCAACCCUUGGGAUCUGCCACCUUAUCAUCCGGGCAUCAACCCAAGCACAUAACACACGUUUCCUUGCCCGCCCAGGAGAUUGGAUUUUGGACGAACCGGAAGUUAAACCUGCAAAAUAUCUAUGAGCAGCUGCGAGAAUCCACGCACAAGACUUUAGCACAGAUUUUGGAACGAAUCGAGUCGGUUUAUUAUGUGCCAUAUGCCACUGCCUUUCGGAAACUGGUGGCAGCCUGGUUGGAGGCGCAGGAUGUUUCCCUUUGGCUGCAACCCCUUCUCCGCCAGACUUCCGCCUUCAAUUCGGUGCAGUUCAGCAAUGGCCACGAUUUGGUAGCACCUCUAGUACACGUGGUGCAUCUUGUGUGGAGCAAUGCCAGGUACUAUCGCAGCACCCAAAGGAUGAGUGUCCUGCUGCGCUGCAUCUGCAACAUGCUGGUCCAUCGUGCCGCCGAGGAUCUGGAGCUGCAGUUGCUCUUCCAGGGUGACGCCGACGAAGGGCUACUUAAAAUCAAUCGCACCACAGAGGUUCUGGAGCUUUUCAAGCAGCGAAUGAUGGAAUACAAGGAGCGCUAUGCCGGCAAUCAGGUCCUUUUGCCAGCGCUUUCCGAAGGAGCAGGAGCUGUGGCUCCUUCUCCAUUCCCGGAUGACCAACAGCAGCUGUGGCGCUUCUGCCACGAGGAUGUGUUUGGCCAAACACUCGAUGGCUUCUCAGCACAGAUGGUGGAGCUGCGUCAGGUUUUCGAGGCGGCAGUGCAGUUUCAGCAGCUGGAGAAGCUGGAAGUGGGCGGUUUAAGAGGCAAAAUGCUAACAGAACGCGUCAGAGAGAUUUUUGGCGAGUUCAAGCUACUUUUUGAGCAAUGGAGCAAUGUGGACAUUGAUCUCACGGCCUCGGUGGCCAGCAAAUGGAAAUGUUUCCGCCGGGAGCAAGUCCUUUUCUUCAGUCGCAUGCAAUUGCUGGAACAGAAACUGGCCACCGUUUUGCUCCAGGCAUUCGAACAGUGCCACAGCUGGACGCACUUGCUCCGUUUGACCCUGAUGUUUGGCUGCCUGCUGCAACGUGAAGCUGUGAGACCGGAAUUGGCUCGAGUCCUGCCGCACAUCCUUUUCAUCUAUAACACGGAAAUGGAGCAACUGGAGGAGAGUGUCACGGAAGUGCUUUUGGGCUACGAUAUUCGGGGUUUGGCUGCCUUGCCCAUGGCCAAUAAUUUUCCACCCAUUGCCAAUGCCAUGAUGUGGCUACAACAACAUAUCAUUCGCUGCGAUGAAUUGGGAGCCAAGGAGCUUAACCAACUUAUUAAGCAGUUACUAAAAGAGAAAUCAGAGCUGCAAACCCUGCCCCUUCAAUGGGGUUCUUCGCUCUCACGUCGCAAUAUUUUGACCACCAAAUUGAGUAAUCUGCAGAUGAAAAUCUGGACCUCCUGGCAUGAGUGCAUUGAUAAUCUAAUCAAACGAGGACUUGAUGAAUCGGUGCUUUCCCGAUCAGAGGAUAAUAGUCAGCUGUAUCUAAACUUCUCCCCAGUGCUGUUCACCCUGCUGAAGGAGACCAAGUAUUUGUUGGCCCUCCAGGCCACCGGCAGCUUAUCCGGCGAUCUAUUCCAGCUGCCGGACCAACUACUCACACUCUAUGGUCAGCGGGAUGCCUAUUGGGAGCGUCGCAUUCGACUCAUCAAGAUUGGGGAGUUCUACAACGGCAUUCGCUCGGGGGAAUGUGCCGCAGCUGAGCUCCAGUUAAUACGCAACGACCUGGCGACCAUCGACGAACAGGUGGCACAGGCUUGUGAGCAGCUCACCUGGCGCAACUACGAUGAUCCGCUUGUAGCGGACAUUUUUGAGCAGAGCCGAGACCUUUUUGCCCGCCUACAGCAGUCGCACGGCAAUUUGGAUGCAAUCCUGGCCAGCAUGCGUCGCUGGAGCCGGGAGCCACUGCAUCAGCGAAGCUUAUACGGUCGCAAUCUCCUCGAUCUGCGCCACCAGCAGGACCGAGUGCGUCUGCGAUUGCUGCAGUGCGAUGAGACCAAGAUGCUCCUCAAUCGCCUGCUGAUUGCUAACUUCUGUCUGUUCUUCAACUAUGAGGCCCAGGAAUUUCAGCUUUACUCCAGGGAUCUGAGUGUGCAGGAGUUUGUUCGAGAAUUUCCCAAGGAGCAGCGGCGGCAGUACCACAAGUAUCUGGCCAGCGUGGAUGAGCUGAUUUGCCGCGAAGUUCGGGAGGCAAUGAGAAUAAGUUUAGAGUAUUUGUACAAAGAAAUGACAGCAACAGCAACAGCAAAGGCAACAGCAACAUCAACAAUUCCAGCGGAUCCGGGUGCUUCAGCCAGCAUGGCAAGGUUAGUCCUACAGCAAAUCACAACGCCACAGGCGACAGGAGGAGCAGGAGCAGGGGGAUCAGGAGCAGGAGGAUCAGGAGCAGGCGGUGGAGCCCCGCCAGCCAUCAACGAUGCUCCACUCUUCGAAGUAAAAUUGGAGCUGACGGAAACGGAAAUACGCUUUUCGCCCGCCUUUGAUGCAAGUGUGGAAAAUAAUUUUCAACAAAUUGUGGAGCAGCUGUUGCUCGAUAUAAAACAGACAUGCGACUGCAUGCCAAGAAUUGUGGCUGACAAUGCCCUGUCAGAGGAUGAUGAAGACGACACGGCGACGGUGGAGUUCGAGCAGGAGCAGAAACAGGAGCCGAAAGAGGUUGAGGAUCAGGGACAGGAACUGGCGGGUCAGGAGCCGGAGGAACCCAAGCCGCAGGCCGUGCAAUUCAACCUGCUGGCAGCCGCCAAGGCAUAUAGCCAAAAAAUGGAAUGCAGUGCCGAUGGUCUGGAAAUGCUGGAGAAGGCGAUACGAGAUGCCCUGGCGGAUACGGUUGAGGCGGCAUCGGCUUACGCUGCCAAAUUCCACGCCUAUGCAUUCCUGUGGACCCAGCAGAGCGGCGACGUCCUGGCCGCCUGCAUGCAAACGGCCAGGGAGCAGACGCACCAUGUCAGUGCCGGCGGCUAUGCCAUCAUGGAGACGUUCAAAAAGGAGAUCGAGAACUACAACGAGGUGCAUGAUGCCAUCGACCAGUGCGAAAACCGGGAGUGCAUCAACGGAUGGCUAGCCCUCGAUCUCAAGCCCUCAAGUAUGGCCUUCUCAACCUGGCCUGCAAAUGGUCGCACCUAUGCAAAAAAUGGUUACUCCGCUACGUUCAGGGAACUCUUAAGGUAG